Molecule: messenger RNA, 960 nt
Organism: Symbiodinium pilosum
Lineage: Eukaryota; Dinophyceae; Suessiales; Symbiodiniaceae
Source: the annotation of a GenBank genome assembly
AUGCAGCAGCCCGGCGGUGGCGGCUUCCAGCGUGUGACCGGCCGAGUUACCUACUCGCGUCUGUUGGAGUUCGUCGAUGAGGGCUCCGUGAAGCGGGUGGACUUCUAUGAUUUGGGACGCACAGCCGUGGCCACUGUCUCGGUGGGCGGCCGUGAGCAGCAGCUCGUCUGCGAUCUCCCAGGAGCCACCACAGGUCUCAUCGAGAAGCUGACGGCCAAGGGCAUCUCCAUCGAGGUUCAUCAGCCUGAGAAGCCGAAUCCCUUGUUCAACGUGCUGGGUGACGUGGCUUUCCCCCUCCUGCUCAUCGCAGGACUCCUUUUCCUCCGCUCGCGUGCUCCGGGUGGCGGUGGCAUUCCAGGCUUCGGCAACCAGGGUCAGGCCAAGAUCAUGAUUACGCCUGAGACCGGUGUCAAGUUUGAGGACGUUGCCGGCAUUGACGAGGCCAAGGAGGAGCUUAUGGAGAUCGUCGACUUCCUGAAGGCCCCGGAGCGCUUCGUAAAGGUUGGCGCCAAGAUUCCGCGAGGUGUGCUGCUCACGGGCCCUCCCGGAACUGGUAAGACUUUGAUGGCCAAGGCGUUGGCAGGAGAGUCCGGUGUGCCUUUCAUCCAGUCCUCUGCUUCCGAGUUCAUUGAGCUCUUUGUCGGUGUGGGAGCCUCCCGCGUGCGCGACAUCUUCAAGCAGGCUAAGGAGAAGGCUCCCUGCAUCGUCUUCAUUGAUGAGAUCGAUGCCAUUGGUCGUCAGCGUGGCGCCGGAAUGGGUGGCGGCAACGAUGAGCGUGAGCAGACGUUGAACCAGAUUCUCACUGAGAUGGACGGCUUUGAGGGCAACAGCGGAGUCAUCGUCGUGGCUGCCACCAACAGGUCUGACAUUCUGGACAACGCCCUGCUGCGUCCUGGCCGCUUUGACCGCCGCGUACAGGUCGGUCUUCCUGACGUCCAGGGCCGCGCGCAGAUCUUGGAG